AUAGCCUGCUCAACCCAAACGAAGCAUGCACCCCACCGUCCCACUGCCACCGCCUGAACCCCGAUUCCAUUUCCACGCUCGUCGGCGACGCCCGGCCACCGGCUUCUCCCAACCACCGUCUUGGCCUCCGUCUCCGAUCUGCCCUACCUCACAGAUCCAGCCAUCAGUUCACCUGCGCCGCUGAGCGGGAGCCGGAGCGUUCGGCCACCUCUCCUACCGCGACGCCAUGAUUAAUUUCGUCCUCCUGAUCAGCCGCCAGGGCAAGGUGAGGCUCACCAAGUGGUACUCGCCGUACACCCAGAAGGAGAGGACCAAGGUCAUUCGUGAGCUCAGUGGACUCAUUCUUUCGCGAGGGCCCAAACUCUGCAACUUUGUUGAGUGGAGAGGUUACAAGGUUGUAUACAGGAGGUACGCCAGCCUGUAUUUCUGCAUGUGCAUUGAUGCUGAUGACAAUGAGCUCGAAGUCCUUGAAAUUAUCCAUCAUUUCGUUGAGAUACUGGACCGCUAUUUUGGCAGCGUAUGUGAGCUGGAUUUGAUAUUCAAUUUCCAUAAGGCCUACUACGUACUGGAUGAGAUUCUCAUCGCUGGUGAGCUUCAAGAAUCUAGCAAGAAGAAUGUUGCUAGACUUAUUGCUGCACAGGAUUCGUUAGUAGAGGCUGCUAAAGAGGAAGCCAGCUCCAUAAGUAACAUCAUUGCUCAGGCCACAAAAUAAAAUUCUGCGCCACUCAUGCCUGCCCUCUGCUCUUUUGUGUUGUUAUACAAGUAAUUGUAAUGUACUAGACUGCUAGUUCAUUUGCUCUGUCCAUUUUUCUAAGAAAUACGGCUUUCAAGACCCCAGACCAUUUGAGCGUGAUGUGUAACUACUACAUUGUAUGUGUUCCUGUGCAACUAAAUUUGGGAUGUUCCGGAUGCUCAGUCAUAGAUGUAAAUUCAUGAUGUUAUAAGUGCAUUAUUUUGUUUUGAUCUCA
This is a messenger RNA of Phragmites australis (common reed), 968 nucleotides long. Its product is annotated as AP-1 complex subunit sigma-1. The record is from RefSeq and is a predicted model, not a curated record. The transcript is spliced from 8 exons. Gene Ontology annotation, cellular component: membrane coat; AP-1 adaptor complex; intracellular membrane-bounded organelle. Bases 227 to 712 code for a protein of 161 amino acids. Gene Ontology annotation, biological process: intracellular protein transport; vesicle-mediated transport. Lineage: Eukaryota; Viridiplantae; Streptophyta; Magnoliopsida; Poales; Poaceae. Gene Ontology annotation, molecular function: clathrin-cargo adaptor activity.